AUGGGCGAAGCACAUAAGCUUGAAAACAUCGAAAAAAAAAACAAGGACAUUGGUCUGUUUGGUGAGUGUUUGCGGUUUCGAAUAGAGCAACACAGAAGGGGAUUCUUGAACACAGAAGAAGAAGGGAUGGUGGAGAAGAAGAAGAGGAAGAUGGAACGUUCCGGAGACAGACACAUCAUUGAUGUGGAGAGGAUGGACACUGAUUUAUGGCAAGUCGUUUAUUCUCUCUGUGUAUGCUCAGCGAUUCGAGGGGAGGAGACGACGAAGACGAACCCUUUUGUUUUCUUAGGCCGAUGGUCGUUUGGAUUUGUUUCCCAGUUUACAGAAAAUCUUCUCUUCCGCUUCACAUGUAAACAUCCAGCUCUUCAUGUUCACAUGACUGGAAGCUAUGGUCAUAUGUUCGUGGAUAUCAGUGAUUUACCAGCUCCAUCUCGUCAUUACCUCGCUGUCAUGGGUGCUUCUCGCCACAGAUGUCUCUCCUUGAUCGAUCAUCACCGUCGGAAGUUUCUGGAGAAGGGAGGCAAUCCAUACUGGCUUCUUGGUGUGGAUUGGGCACACAUGAAAUAUCGAAAACUGGAUUAUCUCAACAGAAUGAUUUGCCAUCGACCAUGGAUGAUUCACUGGAAGAACUUUGCAGUUCUUAUUACUCGUCGCUCUCCAGACGGUGGUCCAGCGUUUUUCUCAAUUUGCUCUCUUCACCAUGCAAUUGGAAUAAUGUCAAUGACUCAUGCAAUGUGCACAGUUGUUUGCUGCAUUGGACUCGAACGUCGUGUUGAUUUGACUCAGGAAGAAAUCGACUUUCUCAACAUUGACGAUAUCGACUACUGGGAGGCUCGUCUAUCUGAGUUGUUCCGAAAAGUUGCCGAUCGUCCAGAAACCAAUGUCGAGUAUAUGAUCAGUGAGAUGAAAAAGACAGAGAAGGGAAUGAAGAGACCAGCUGCCAAGUUGUGUGCAAUGACCACUGAAACCAUUGAAUCCUUGAUCAAUGCUCCACCAGCCACCUACAGUUCCAACCGCAAGAGCUACUCUCCAGUCCUUCUUCUUGCCAAUAUCGAUGAAAAUGGAGAUGAUAUUUUGGAGAAAGAACCACCAUGCGAGUACCCAAUCUAUUCUCACCAUCGCACUUUCGGAUACAUCGACUUCAGAAAGCGUCCUGAAAAGGACAUUCCACCAUUCAGAGUCGAGGAAUUCGGAUGGGAUCACGUUUACAAUACCAUGAAUGAAUACACUGACACUUUGACUUCUCGUCUUGAUCACAUGUUUGAUCAUAUUCGUACUCUCACUGGAAACAUGUCAUCUGCUUCCAACUCAUCUGGCGAGGGAUCCCCAGCCGAUCAAAACGAAAUUGAUACCACUGCUUUCCGUGAGGCUGUCUGGAAUUACACCCAGGGACUCUAUGGAGUUCGUGUCGAUGACUAUGACUAUUCCAAGAUCAACCGUGUGCUCGACAAAGGAACAAAGACUUUUAUCAAGUUGGCUGCCUGCUACCCACACAAAUUGACCACCGAAUUCACCAAGGCUCUUCCAGGAUUCAAAGAUUCUGAGAAGAUCCAUGUGGUGAUGAUGAUCGCUAUGGCUCGUUUCCAAGCUUCAAUGUUCCAUUACACCCGUGCCGUUUGCAACUACAAUGCAAUGUGCCUGUCCAAGAAAGGAUGGAAGAAACCACUCGAUUAA
Molecule: messenger RNA, 1674 nt
Organism: Caenorhabditis briggsae
Lineage: Eukaryota; Metazoa; Nematoda; Chromadorea; Rhabditida; Rhabditidae
Exons: 4
Coding region: 1-1674 (557 amino acids)
Biological process (GO): regulation of response to reactive oxygen species; negative regulation of TORC1 signaling; positive regulation of macroautophagy
Cellular component (GO): nucleus
Molecular function (GO): oxidoreductase activity, acting on peroxide as acceptor; L-leucine binding
Source: RefSeq, a predicted model, not a curated record